AUCCAUUUUAUAUCAACAGCGGCCUAGUCCUAUGUUUGAUGACUGAGUUUUGCCCUGUGUAUGCUAUGAUAUGAAAAGACUUUCACACAUAGGGCAUUUAUUUGCUCAUAGAGGGAGAUUGACCAGACUUUCGUUCUUUACGUUUGGAUCUACAUGAGCUGGGGAAAUGACCACAUUCGGUGGAAUCAGGACAAGUUUUGUGGACUCAAACAUGUUGUCGUUCCCACCGAAGUAUUGUGGAAGCCAGAUCUAACUAUUGAAGAGAUGACAGAGAAGGACAAGGCGCCUCCGAGUCCUUACCUCACUGUUACACACCAGGGUCUCAUCGAACUCAGGAACGACUUGAUGCUGGUCAGCACCUGCAGGAUGCAAGUUUACAAAUUCCCCUUUGACAUCCAGAGCUGCAACCUCUCCUUCAAGUCCGCGGUGUACUCCGACGACGAAAUCAAAUUUGCAGCCAUCCUCAACGCUUCAAAGUUCACCGAGUGGUCUCGUGAGGUCAUGCGGAUCCAGUACGAGUGGCUGUUCCUCAACAUGACCGUCCAUGAGAAAACUGUCAACAAUCUAAGCUACAACCAAAGCAUGAUUGUUUACACAAUCACCAUGAAGCGGCGGUCUGUCCUCUACAUCGCCAACUUCCUGCUCCCCAUCAUGUUCUUCUUGUGUCUGGACUUGGCCUCCUUCCUGAUCUCAGACAGCGGGGGCGAGAAGCUCGGCUUCAAGGUCACCGUGCUGCUCGCCGUCACUGUGAUGCAACUGAUCCUCAACGACAUUCUGCCCUCCUCCUCAGACAGGAUCCCUCUCAUAGCCGUCUACUGCAUUGGGAUGUUUGGUUUGAUGAUGCUGAGCCUCCUGGAGACCAUUUUGGUGAUGUAUCUGAUGGCUAAAGACUCUCAAGACAACGAGGCAGAUACAAACCAAAGCCUGAGUGAGGACUGUGGAGACAAACUGGGAAAGGUUGUCCUCCACAACUAUGAUCCAGAGGUGAAGAACUCGGCACGAUGUGGCUGUAUCUGUGAAGUGUCCGCCGAUGAUCCUCCAUCUGAAAUGCUGGCGCUGGACAGAGAGGGCGAAAGCCGUCGACUGGCGGAGGAGUCCAGUGGCUCGGAAAAGAUCUUGCAUGAGCUGAAGGGGCUGGAGAAAACACUGAAUCUGCUCCUCAACAGCAGAAAAGAAGAAGGGAAGCCUGGCUACUGGACCCUGGUGACUAAAACAAUCAACAAGGUGUUCUUCCUUUUCUAUGUCACGGUGGCCUGUCUCUUUUUAGCAGUCAUCUUUACAAUGUGGAUCAACGCUCAAGAUGAGUAGUGAAUCAAAAUAAGAUGUUUUGUUUUUGUCGUAAUGGUGACAAAAGGAGAGAAAGGCAGCAAUACUUUGUACUAUUGUACUAGACACAGAAAGUGGUUUGUUCUGCACCAAAGUUCUGAAACAUGUAGUUCUUGUGUGUUUUAUAAAGUGCACAUCUCACACAUACACUCUGUACUGGCCUUACGGGACUUAUCUGUUUGUAUUAUCAACUGCCAUUAAUAGAUAUUCCAUUGUUAUUUAAUAUGCAAUGCAAUA
Molecule: messenger RNA, 1563 nt
Organism: Pungitius pungitius (ninespine stickleback)
Lineage: Eukaryota; Metazoa; Chordata; Actinopteri; Perciformes; Gasterosteidae
Product: 5-hydroxytryptamine receptor 3A-like
Exons: 8
Coding region: 154-1308 (384 amino acids)
Biological process (GO): regulation of membrane potential; chemical synaptic transmission; monoatomic ion transmembrane transport
Cellular component (GO): synapse; neuron projection; plasma membrane
Molecular function (GO): transmembrane signaling receptor activity; acetylcholine-gated monoatomic cation-selective channel activity
Source: RefSeq, a predicted model, not a curated record